AUGGAAUACAAAGACAGUGUCCUGAUGGGGAGGUACGAGGUUGGGAGAUUAUUAGGCCAAGGGAACUUCGCCAAAGUUCACCAUGCAAGAGACCUUAAAACUGGCCAAAGUGUGGCCAUUAAGGUCAUCGACAAGGAAAAGGCUCUGAAAGCUGGGCUGACUAGCAACAUCAAACGAGAGAUUUCAGUCAUGAGACGAGUCAAACACUUAAAUGUGCUGCAGCUCUAUGAAGUCAUGGCUUCCAAAACCAAGAUUUACUUUGUUAUCGAGUAUGCUAAAGGUGGUGAGCUCUUCAACAAGCUGGCCAAAGGAAGGCUAAAGGAAGAUGCAGCUAGGAAGUACUUUCAACAGCUGAUCAAUGCAGUUGAAUUUUGUCAUGGAAAAGGUGUCUACCACAGGGAUUUGAAGCCAGAGAACUUGCUGUUAGAUGGGAAUGGAGUCCUGAAAGUAUCGGAUUUCGGGCUGAGUGCCCUUGUCGAAUCUAAGUGCCAAGAUGGCCUACUACGCACAACCUGUGGGACCCCUUCAUAUGUUGCUCCUGAGGUUCUCCAUGCACGAGGUUAUGAUGGUGCGAAAGCUGACAUCUGGUCUUGUGGGGUGAUCUUGUAUGUCAUGCUUGCUGGCUAUCUCCCAUUCCAUGAUGCCAAUAUGAUUGUUAUGUACAGGAAAGCCAGCAAUGCUGAUUACAAGUUACCAGCAUGGUUUGCACCUGAAGUGCGUCACUUGCUGUCAAGAAUGCUUGACCCAAACCCGGUUACUCGAACCACCAUCUCCGAAAUCAUGGAGGAUCCUUGGUUCAGAAAAGGGCCAGAGUCACAAUCGGGGUGCUUGAAGAAUGAUUUGACACGAAUCAUCCCUCGUGAGACCGGUGGUCAUGAAGGGAAAGGCGAAGAGUUGGGGAAACCCACAAGUUUGAAUGCAUUUGACAUAAUCUCUUGUUCAAAUGGGCUGAACCUGUCUGGUUUGUUUGCUGAGCGUGAUCAGAACAAAGAAGCACUGAAGUUUGUGUCGCUGCAGUCUGCAUCGACUAUAAUGUCGAAGCUGGAGGACAUGGCCACGCAUCUAGAGCUGCAGGUUAAGAAGAGAGACAGAGGGGUGCUCAUACUGGAAGCAUCAGAUGAAGGUAGAAGAAGAAGCCAUUUAUCCAUUAUUGCUGAGGUUUUUGAGUUCACUCCUUUCUGUCAUCUGGUGGAGAUGAGAAGUUGCGGCAGUGGUGAGAACUUCAAAGAACACUGGCCCACUGUAGAGAAGCAACUAAGGGAAGACCUCAAGGACAUUGUUUGGGCACGGAGUGAUCGUCAGCAGCAUUUGGAUUCUGUCUAG
Molecule: messenger RNA, 1323 nt
Organism: Linum tenue
Lineage: Eukaryota; Viridiplantae; Streptophyta; Magnoliopsida; Malpighiales; Linaceae
Source: the annotation of a GenBank genome assembly